Serendipita indica DSM 11827 is the source of this 198-nucleotide messenger RNA. The record is from the annotation of a GenBank genome assembly. Lineage: Eukaryota; Fungi; Basidiomycota; Agaricomycetes; Sebacinales; Serendipitaceae.
AUGUCUGUUACACGAUCCUCUGACCGUUGGUUUGUCACUCAUUACCACUCUCUUAGGUUGUCAACUGCCGUCGAGCUAACUGUCGACACCGACGAAACCGUCGUCGACUUUGCCACUGCCGACAAGGGGACUGAGAGUCAUCGCGAUCAGACCUUCCAUGACAGCGAGAAGGCAACCGAGAACUAUUCCGACGCGUAG